AUGCCUUAUACAGAUCCGUCCAUCUAUUGUCCUUUGUGCAAAUCUGAUCUGGAUGCUGCUCAAACGUGGCAUUACCUGCUUGAAGAAGGGACGGAGGAGGAUGACAGUAGAACGGGACAACCAAUGCACCGUCAUUUCAUGGACAUGAUUCGCUUGACCGAAGAGGAGCGAUCGCAAGAGAUUACUGUGCACGACUACUGUUGGCAGAUCGUCGAACGCAUCUUCAGACAAGUCCAUUUCGAGCAGGCUUGGAUUGAACAGUUCAAGAGCUACAGUCAUCUGCUCUCUCCUUUCAUGGAAGAAGCUCCGUUUGACGAAGAAUCCCAUUCCCUCGAUCAAGACGUCUUUAUGGCGUUCAGGUCAGCCUGCCGUAAGGACAAGGUGCAACGUCUGCUCUGCAUACCUUUGCCCCCCGAGACCAUUCAGCGAAUCUAUCACUUCCUCGACCAAGAAAAGGACAUUAUCGACCUUGACAGAGUAUUGUCUGUUGGGCCCUCCCUGAAACAGUGGAGGGAGCUUGGAUUUAAAUAUAUGUUGGCAGAUGAUCUCGACCCAAAAGAGAACAUCAGAACCCUUUUCCGCAACCUGCAACAACAGCCAAGAGAGCCCCCAAACCACCAAUUAUCGACUGAUUUGGGCCAAUGUCGAGAUUUUGUAUAG
Penicillium nucicola is the source of this 660-nucleotide messenger RNA. RefSeq lists its product as uncharacterized. Bases 1 to 660 code for a protein of 219 amino acids. Lineage: Eukaryota; Fungi; Ascomycota; Eurotiomycetes; Eurotiales; Aspergillaceae. The record is from RefSeq and is a predicted model, not a curated record. The transcript has a single exon.